Molecule: messenger RNA, 3875 nt
Organism: Biomphalaria glabrata
Lineage: Eukaryota; Metazoa; Mollusca; Gastropoda; Planorbidae
Exons: 6
Coding region: 725-1654 (309 amino acids)
Source: RefSeq, a predicted model, not a curated record
UACAUUCUCUAAACCAGAAUUUUUUUUCCUCGUGGGAGGGGGGGUUCCUCUUUUUACAAUACCUCUAUUCAAGUCACUCCUUCAUGGAGAGUGGGCAGACGAUGAUCUCAAAAAUGGCUCUAACGAUUUUCGUAAAAAUCUUAACAGUUGAUGUAUAUUUCGGACAAAAAAAAAUGACUAGCUCGUUGGCCAUAUGGGAACAACUCUAGUUUGACUGUUAUCAUUUUUCAAAGUAAAAAUAAAUUUAAAUUUGGCUUGAGGCUAAAUCUAGGACUAUCGCGUUCUUGAAAGGACUAUCACUUGCGGGAAUUUCCUAAUGUAAGGUAUUGUAAUAACUUAAGGGAGGCAACUCAAAGAGACUUAGACGUUUAUUUACACGGAGACAUGACAAACACAAAGGGUCAUCUGCCUUGAGCACAGCAUCUCCAUCUCAUCUCUCGAUUGGGCAGAUAUCGUUCUUCUUUCUAAUGUAAACAUCCUUCCUAGUCUGGUUUCUAGAAGUGCGCACCUUCUGCACUAUCUUGAACGGCGGCGGUGCGCAUAGCAGAGUUAUAACAGUUUAAUUGAUUCAAGAGUUUAAUCAAAUGAAUGUUCAGGAAAUAUUUGUUCUAAGUCUAGAUCUAAAUGCUUAUCAUUGGAAUAUUAGAAGGUGUACUAUAUAUAUACAUUCACUUAACAAGGAUUUUCUCUCGGGGAGAAGGGGGAAAGAUAACCUAGUCUAGUCAUGAUCAGUUCAAGCACUAAGUCUUUGCUCAUUAUCGGCAUGUUGCUUAUAGUGGCGGUAGUUCUGCUGAGCAUACAGUUUCAUCCCACUGUCAUAACUUUGGUCACAGGAACUCAGGACAAGACGUCAUCAUCAGAUGUUGUGUUCAAAGUGGCAGACACAUAUGCAGGUUUCUCAGAGGAUAUAGGCAAAGGUCCGUUAAGUCUCAUGAGGCAAAAGGGAAAGCUUGAUAAUCUAGCCAACAUAAACCUGGAUCAGUUGAGUGAGCAGGAGCUACUGAUGACUAUGCAUAGCAACGUAGACAACACGAAUGUCAUGUGUAGAAGGAAAAUACGUUUGGGUCAAAUCGAUGAUGGCGGAUGGGAAGUCUGUGACGACCCUGACGUACGACCCCGUGAGCCUUGCACCAUCUACUCCUUUGGUAUCAACAAUGACUUCUCCUUCGACGACGACGCGGCCAAUGUGUACGGAUGUCAUGUGUACUCGUUUGACCCCAGCAUGAGCAAAGAGAAGGAUCAGUACGACAGAUCCCCAAACGUUCAUUUUUAUAAACUUGGACUUGACGGAAGAACAUACGUCAACGACAAAAAGUGGCCGAUGUCCACCUUCAAGGACAUUCGCGCCAAAUUAAAACAUCAAAACCUCACCAUCGACGUGGUCAAAAUGGACAUCGAAGAUUCGGAAUGGUCGACACUGCCGCAAAUGGCUUCGUCCGGUCAGCUGGCAGAUGUGAAACAGUUUCUUUUUGAGUACCACAUUAAUGAACAGUCCAGAGAUUACAUUUUACCGAAGCUCAAAGCUCUGCAGGAAGUGGAGAGAGCUGGCUUCCGGAGAUUUUACGUUCACAAAAACCCCGCUUGCAAGGUCAAUGUUAAUGGGAUACCAGUGAUACGCACUACAUGCUAUGAAGUCUACUAUCUAAGGCGAUGAUUCUAGUUCAAGACCAAAUUUUAAUGUAUAAAUGUUGAUUGACUUUAUUAACAGAUAAGUAUGUUGAUCUUUUGGCGGAAAAAAUGAUAAACUAUUAACAAUUGUAGUGCUUGUGCUUUUGUUUUGAAUAUUAAGAGCCUAUCCAUGCAUUCACACUAGACAAUCACAAAACAGUAAUUAUUUUCGGAGCUCGUUAGAAAAUAAACACAAGAAAUGAGUUAUUACCUUAUCGGUCUAGCUUUCAUAUUGGACGGGAUUUUCAUUUAUUACCGAACUUAUGUUAAGUCAUUCCUUUUGCCUAGUACAAAUCUUGUGCACGUCAUUUCGACACUUCCCAUUCUAGGAUGAAGUGGAAACUUUGCAGAAUUAUUUAUUGUUGAUGGCAACACUUGAAUCAAUUAAAACAAAAAUUAACCAAUUAGUUAAUCAAGUUGUCGUAAUCAAUUCACAUCCGAUUCUGCCUGGACUCAAGAAGAAACCAAAGCUAGUGAUUCAUAUAGAACAUUCUAGGCGUAUGAUGUGCAUCCAUUGUCUUUCGAGACAGAAGGAGCCUUACUAUGGCUGGCUUGUUCGCUUGUAGCCAGCUCGUAAUAUAUAAAUAUAGUCCCAGAUCUACUGAAGGAGCCUUACUAUGGCUGGCUUGUUCGCUUGUAGCCAGCUCGUAAUAUAUAUAGUCCCAGAUCUACUGAAGGAACCUUACUAUGGCUGGCUCGUUCGCUUGUAGCCAGCUCGUAAUAUAUAAAUAUAGUCCCAGAUCUACUGAAGGAGCCUUACUAUGGCUGGCUUGUUCGCUUGUAGCCAGCUCGUAAUAUAUAAAUAUAGUCCCAGAUCUACGGUGGUGGCUCAACCCAGGGUGGUAAUGCCUUAUCUUAUAUAAUACAGACAUACUUCAAAAAAGAAAAGGAUUACGUCCUACUCGUCAUACAUUUAGUCAUGCAUAUUAACCAAUGACCUAAAUUCUACUAAGUCACUGGUUUUCCUGGCUAGCUCAGGCAACCAAUUCCAUGCUCUAAUAGCACUAGGGAAGAAGGAGCACUUGUACAAAUUGGCCCUAGCAUAUGAAACGAGGAAUGUGCCUUACCCUCUACAAACUAAAAAAUAUACAAAAUAUAUAUUUUUUGAAACUUAUAACGAUGUAUAUCAAAUAACUAUUUAAGCAGGAAAAUUAUAUUAAAUUUACAACAGAUUCAUUUCUUUCUUUUAAAAUAUGGUAUGCUUUCAUAGCUUUCAUAUUGGACUUAUUAUCAAUAAGUGGAGUUUGAUUUACGUUUUUGACAAGUGUAGGAGUCUCCAAAAAAAAAUGUCUGCCCCGGUGCCUCCACAUAUUUAAAUCCGGCCCUGCUUAUGUCUAAGCUCGAAUGGGAUUCUUGAUUUAAAAUAAUUGAUGUAAUGUUACUCAAUAUUUGCAAGGUUUUAAAACAGGAAUUUUUUUUUGUUUGUUUCACUUGUUUCAUUUACGAUUACUUUUUUAGCGGCCCCCGUAAGGGGAAAAGCCGCUAUUAGGUUUGUGCAAAAUGUCCGUCUGUCCGUCUGUCAGACUCAGAUCUCGAAAACUAGAAGAGAUAUGAAAAGUAUUAUUUCACCAUGCGAUGCAGCUUGAAAAGUUUAGGUGCAACUGCUACUUUUGGUUUUCUAAAAGCAAACCGUUUAGUUUAUAAAAUUAAUUAUGCAAGCGAUUUUUUUCAUAAAAUUACACCAAUUCUAAAACAAUUUCGUAAAUGUAAGGGAGGCAAUGUUACAAUAUGUUAACAAAAUCAACAUAUAGUAGUUUCACUUAGUUAAAUCUUAUAUUAUAAAGUAGAAUGUGAGGCGUAUGUAUGUUACUUAUAGACAUCAAAACCGCUUGACCAAUCUUAAUAAAACUAUGUCUAGUAUAUUUAUAAAAUGUACAAGAAAUGUUCACAACAAAUGUAAAUAUUAGUUUAAGGUGUUUUAUCUUGUCAACUAGCUGCUAAAAUUAAAAGAACACAUUUUUGUUUCUUAUAAAGGCUAAGAAUGCACUUUGUAUGUAAAUAUCACGCACAUUUAUUAAAAUGGACUUUUUAUGCAGCGACUUUCGUACAGUAGCGUAACGCCGCAACAUUUUAUGGUGCUAAACUAAUUCCUUAAAAAAAUUGUAAUAAUCAGAUUUCAUAUAUAUUUUUUUAGUGCCCCCAUCAGGAUAAAAGUUGCUUAUUUUUGUGCGUUUUGUCUGUUAGUCGGUCUGUCCGUCACGUUUAUA